Messenger RNA from Bemisia tabaci, 977 nucleotides. The record is from RefSeq and is a predicted model, not a curated record. Lineage: Eukaryota; Metazoa; Arthropoda; Insecta; Hemiptera; Aleyrodidae.
GUCCAUUGCAAUUUUAUUUCUAUAUUUUGUUGCGCCUUACUACUUAGGUAGUGUGGUAAACUAGACUUGAUAUCAGUGCUUGGUUUGAAUUGAUCCUUAAGAGCCUCAUGGUAGCAAUGGAGGCGACGUCAACUCCUACGUCAACGAAGGAGGCUGCACGUCACCUGAAAGAAUGGUUGUCCCAGGAGCCCCAUCUCCCGAACGUCGAGGACGAGGAAUGGCUGGAAACCGUCUAUCGCCACAACAAAUGCAGCCUGCAAAAAUCAAAACGCAAACUGGACAAUUACUUCUCCAUGAAGACGAAAUACCCAAACAUCCUAAAGAACAGAGAUCCCACCUCAGCAGAAAUACUCGAGGCUAGGAAAGCAUAUCCGGUAGCAUAUUCGAGCAAAAGAACGCGGGACAAUUGUCGGAUCAUGCACAUGCUUUGGGGCCCAGAAACAGGUACCUGGAACAUGGACCAAAUUUUGAAGAGGAAUUUUAUGCUGCACGAUGUCAUCUGCUUCAGGGAGGAUCCAGACACUGUCGGCAUGUAUUGCAUCACGGACCUGAGCGGCAUCACUUAUCAACACAUCGUCAAGGGGCUUCUAGGGUUCAGAGCUGUAAAUGAAAUAAUGAGCGCUGGCUACUCGGAGCGGAUGAAAGGGACCUACUACAUAAACGCACCUCACUUCAUGAGCUCUCUUAUGGAUGUCCUCAAGAGUAUACUCCCCAAAAACAUGGCCGAGAGGACAAGCAUACUGAAUUCCAAGGAGGAAAUACUCAGUAUUUUUGACGAGGAUGUGCUUAGCGUUGACUUCGGUGGCAAUGGGCCAACAUUUAAGGAGUAUGAAGAGUGGACUCAGAGCGUCCUGGAAAAACACAAAUCAUGGUUAGAAGAACAAGAAAGCUUUUGCUCCAACGAAGCUCUGCGGAGAAGGGGCAAGGAUGAAUUUGAAGAAAUGAGUGGUUCUUUUAUGAAACUAGAGGUCGAUUAA